AUGGAUAUUAUUCGAGAAGCUCAGAUAAUUCAAUCUUUUGAUCAAGAAUCAUCUGAUGAUGAUAUUGAUUCUGAUGACUCUAAUCUAACGACAACACCAAGAACAAUUAUUUCAUCAAUGCAAUCAAUGCAAUUACCAUCAAUAAACGAUAUUAUUAAUAAUAAUCCUUUAGGUUUUAGCGGAGCAUACUCAAUGACUACACUUGG
Entrophospora candida is the source of this 206-nucleotide messenger RNA. Lineage: Eukaryota; Fungi; Glomeromycota; Glomeromycetes; Entrophosporales; Entrophosporaceae. The record is from the annotation of a GenBank genome assembly.